CAUUGUCGAUUAACUAUGUUGUUGCGUCUAACGAUUUGCUUGCUAAUCUGCGCUGCCGCUGCGCUGGCGCAGAACGAUGGCCGUUAUAGACCUGAUCCAAGAAGAGUUAAUGUGAGAACCAAUGUGGUUCGCUCAGGCGGCAACAACGAUGGUCGCUAUGUGCCCAGCAAUAGUGGACGCUACGGCGGCAGCAACGAUGGACGUUAUGUGCAUGUAGACAACAAGUAUCAGCACGACAAUCGUCCUGGUGGUGACUACAGCGGCGCUGCUGAACGUUAUGUGGGUGACAAGAACAAGUUCGGCGGUGCCGGCGGUGCUGGUCGUGGUGGUAGCGGAGCUGGUGCUCAUGGUGUUGGUGCUCAUAAUGCUGGUGCUCAUGCCAGCGGUAAUGGUAGAGGUGGAGCUUCGUCCAUUAAGUCACGACCUGUGGCUGUUGUUGAUCAGCGCGCCAACUUGCCACAAGGUCGUGGUACAGGCGUCGGCAAAGGUGGUGAAGCUAUUAUACGUCAGGAAGCAGUCGUGCAGUCCGAUGGCUAUAAUUAUCUCUAUGAAACUGAGAAUGGCAUCCUUGCCGAGGAGAGUGGCCGCAUUGAGAAGCAAACAGAGGCCGAUGCUCUGCGCAGCAAUGGCUACUAUGAAUAUACCGGUGACGAUGGCCUCCUCUACAGAGUGGACUAUGUGGCUGAUGAAAAUGGAUUUGUGCCCGUCGGUGCACACAUUCCCCAGGAGCCUCCCCAUAUUGCAAAGCUGCUGGACUUUUUGAGGUCGAAGGGCGCAUUAUAAAGUUUAGUAAAA
Molecule: messenger RNA, 795 nt
Organism: Drosophila grimshawi
Lineage: Eukaryota; Metazoa; Arthropoda; Insecta; Diptera; Drosophilidae
Gene: Cpr49Ab
Product: larval cuticle protein LCP-30
Exons: 3
Coding region: 16-783 (255 amino acids)
Cellular component (GO): chitin-based extracellular matrix
Molecular function (GO): structural constituent of chitin-based larval cuticle
Source: RefSeq, a predicted model, not a curated record